Messenger RNA from Fraxinus pennsylvanica, 1239 nucleotides. The record is from the annotation of a GenBank genome assembly. Lineage: Eukaryota; Viridiplantae; Streptophyta; Magnoliopsida; Lamiales; Oleaceae.
AUGAGCAGAUCCAGAAGAUUCGAGCUUGUUGAACGUUCACCAUCCUACUUUCUCAAAGAAACCUCCAUUUUCUCUCACCCUCAAACCCUUAUGCUGUUCCCAUGUUUUUCUCCAUUUCCUGUGUUUGAACAAGGUGAGCUCGAUUUCACUCUUGACUUUUUGAACCCUCCCGCAUCCCCGCUUUUUGACCUCCCUUCACCAUUCAGUGACUUUGAGAGUAUUACCGAUCUGAUCCAGAUGGACAAAACCCCGUUCUACACCUCAACUCGCCAAGUCAAGCGUAGAGCUGGGCUCACCUCGGACUUGUACUUUCAAUCUCUCUGUGAUCGGGUUUCAGCUUUGGAGCUGGGGUUUGACCGUCUGGUGAAGGCGGAGGAGAAGAAGAUCGGGGAGAGGAAGUACACAUGGACUGCGGAGAUUAAGAGUCCAGAGAAAGAAGGGGUUGAUAGGAAGUAUAAAUGGACGGCGGAGAUCAAGGAUUCCAAGGAUCACAAGAAGGGUUUGGAGAAGAGUUACAAAUGGACGGCGGAGAUUAAGGGGAAGGGCCGGGAUUCCCCAGUUGAUCGGAUGUACACGAUUAAAGUGUCCAAUGCAAGUGACAGUAGCGGAUCGGAGAAGAAGAAGAAAGAUGAGAAAGCGAAAGAGAAGGCAAAAUCAGCGGGGCCCACAACUCGCACUGUUGAAAUUGAAGAACCAUUUGAUCAUGGGGGCAUUGUUUUAAGGCAGGCCUUUGCCAAGAGAGUGGAAAAAAUCCAGGGGAAGAGGAAGGUAUUGUCUCCACUGGAUGCAGCGACACUGAUACAGUUGAGCUUCAGGGCUUAUCUUAUUCGUAGGUCACAGGUUCUGCGUGCACUUCGGGAACUGGCUAUUGCCAAGACUAAGUUGAAGGAGAUCAGGGCCUUGUUCAACAACUUCUCAUAUCGUCGUCGCAUUUCAUGCGAUGCAGAAGAGCACCAGAGGUUCUCGGAGAAGAUCAUUGUACUCCUUCUCACUGUUGAUGCCAUUGAGGGAGCUGAUUUGAUGGUUCGAUCUGCAAAGAAGCCUAUGGUGGACGAGCUGGAAGCAAUGCUUGAUGUUGUCGACCCCCAGCCUCCUGGAAAGACUCUGCCCAUGCCGAUGAGGAGGACAUUUGAUUUGCCUGAUGGUGCCAUUAAUAAGGAACUUGCAGCGGGCGUUGCACAGGUGAUUCAAAUGAUCGAUCAAGAGGCGAAUGGCUCUGAAAUUGAAGCAUGCUUGUAG